Messenger RNA from Miscanthus lutarioriparius, 1992 nucleotides. Lineage: Eukaryota; Viridiplantae; Streptophyta; Magnoliopsida; Poales; Poaceae. The record is from the annotation of a GenBank genome assembly.
AUGGCGACAGUUGCUCCUGCCCCUACCGCUGCUGACCGUAUCCUUGCUUCCUGUUCCUUUUUGUGGCGGAAGCUGUCUCUGGAGAGCAAGGAUGGCUCCGACGCUGCCAAGAAGCCUUCUGGGAUGCCAUAUGGAUCUGCCCACGCUGGAGAUGCACAGAGCGCUGCUUCGCAGGUGGACAGAUCGAUAACACCUCUACUACAAGAGGCCAUGGAUCCUAACUUCUUCUACCAGCCCAAUGCAUAUGCCUCUCCAGCCUAUUACUUUCCUAGUGGUUAUGAUGGCUCAGCCAAUGAAUGGGACUCAAGGUAUUCUGGUCAUGAAGGAAUGGAGAUGCCCCCUCAGAGUGUGUACGGAGACAUGUACCAUGGAUAUGGCUAUGCUCCAUAUGGCCCAUAUCCUUCGGGUUCUCCUGUACCAAGUGUUGGGCAUGAUGGCCAGUCAUAUGGCUCUCAGCAAUAUCAGUACCCGACUCAAUAUUAUCAGCAACCAACCCCAACAAACGCAAAACAUGGUGUAAAUGGUGCCAGUUCUCAACCUGAACUGCCCUCCAUUGCCAGUCAGCAGGCACGAGUUUUGGUAGAUGCAACAAAAGCAACUCCAAACGUGAGUGCUAAUGGUAUGACGACUGCUCACAACAGUUCGCUGCCGCGUAAGCAAACCCACCUGAAUGUAUCAGUAGCAAACAAUGGUUCAUAUGGAAGAGGACCUAUGCAAGGUGGUGGACCUUCUGCAAGCAAUUAUGGUCACAGUGGUGUUCGUUCUCCAACUCAAUGGUACGAUGGUCCAGUUUACUCGAAUGGGCAUCAGAUACCAACUGCUAGUUCCACAUCUUACCGUUCCAAUUCAUCUUCUACGAAAAGUCAGAGCCAGCGUCCUACAACAAACCUCAUGGGUAUACAUGCACAGAUGCCUUCUUCUGGAAUGGGUCUGACCUCACCUAGCUAUCCUUCUAGGAUGUACCCGGACAACAGAUUAUAUGGACAGUAUGGUCAGUACGGGAACACACUGAAAAGCGGCCUUGAUUUUGGAUCAAACAUGUAUAACUCGAGAAACAAUGGGAGGUGGGGAGUCGUGGAUACCAAAUACAAGCCCAGAGGGCGUGCACCUUUUGGUUUUAGUGGUGAGAAUCAAGAUGGCUUUACCGAGCUGAACAGAGGACCAAGGUCUGGUGGUUUCAAGCACCAAAAACAAUUUGGGCCUACUGUCACUAUUGCUGUGAAGGGCCAGGCCCUCCCUUCAGUGGGGAAACAGAACAGUGCUCUUCCAGACAAAGGCCAAUUUAACCAGGAAGGAUUUCCUUUAGCCUACAAGGAUGCAAAGUUCUUUGUUAUCAAAUCAUAUAGUGAGGAUGAUGUGCACAAGAGUAUAAAAUACAAUGUGUGGGCUAGCACACCUAAUGGAAAUAAGAAGCUGGAUGCUGGGUACCGAGAGGCUCAGGAGAAAUCCAGCGACUGCCCAGUGUUCUUGUUUUUCUCUGUGAACACAAGUGGUCAGUUUGUUGGUGUUGCUGAAAUGGUUGGCCCUGUUGACUUUGAUAAGACUGUGGAGUAUUGGCAACAAGACAAGUGGAAUGGUUGUUUUCCACUCAAGUGGCACAUAGUCAAGGAUGUGCCCAACAACAUCUUGAAGCAUAUUACACUGGAUAACAAUGAUAAUAAGCCUGUGACAAACAGCCGUGACACACAAGAGGUUAAGCUGGAACAAGGUCUUGAAAUGUUGAAGAUUUUCAAAGAACAUGUUACUAAAACAUCAAUUUUGGAUGAUUUUGCUUUUUACGAGAAUCGCCAAAAGUUGAUGCAGGAAAAGAGGGCAAAGCAGCAACUGCUUCAAGGCCAGGGGGGCGAUGUUUCUCAAGAGAAGGACAAGGAUGCAACUAAUGGCAAACCAGGGGCACAGAAACAGGCAUUGAGCAAGGAAGGCACUCCUGCUGAGGCGGCGGCGAAUGCCUCUAAACUUGUAGCUGAAAGUGGCAUAUCAAAUGGCAACUAA